UCUAGGUGUGUUUAGUACUUUAUCGUUACCCCGUGGGGUACGCUUUGGACCAUACCGUGGACAACGCACACAGGAUGUGGACUCCAUGUAUUGUUGGCAGAUCUAUAGUGACUACAACCGCCGGUCCCAUGUAAUAGACGCGGCAGACGGUAACUCUUCCAACUGGAUGCGAUAUGUCAACUGCGCUAGACACUGGAAGGAACAGAAUCUACUGGCUUAUCAGUAUAAAGGGCAGUUGUAUUAUAGAACAAUAAAAAUAAUACCUCGUUUUACUGAGUUGAUGGUGUUCUACGGCAGUGAGUUUGCAAACGCUCUGCAUAUCAACUUGACUAAAUACAACAAUGCUAAAUAUUAUGGAGAAGUUACUCGUAAAGCAAAACCACUUCUGACCAAAACGACAUCAACGAAAUCUCAAGAGUCUCUAACUGAAGAAAAUUUCGAUAUAAUUGACGAAGAAAUUGAAAAUAAUGAUUCAAACCAACCUUUAUCUGAAAUUAGAAUUAAAAAUAUUGAUACAGAAAACACUACAGUACUAGAAAAUACGGUACAAGACCAUACUCCAAUAGACAUCGAAGAAUCUGGAAAACCUAUGGACCAAGUAUCUGUAGAAAACUUUCAAUUCUUCAAAAUAAACGACGAAAAUCCUUCUAAACCUACAAUUAUCUCAGAAACUAAACUCCAAAAUAAUACUUCAGAAGAAAAAUCUGAAAAAAUGUUAAAAAAAUGCGAAAUUUGUCAAAAAAUUGUGUCCAAAAAGCAUUAUUCCAGUCACAAACAUAUGCAUUUAAAUCCUAAUAGAUUUUCCUGCUCUUACUGCCCAUAUAAAACGUUUAAAAAAUACGCACUAAGCCAACAUAUAAGUGUUCAUACAAAAAUUUAUAAAUAUUCAUGUGAUCUAUGCGAAUUUAAGACUAGUUAUGGGAGAAAUUUUAGGUCUCAUCGGGCAAAACAUGAAAAUCCGGUAACUACAGUCAAAGUUAAGUCCACAAUCGGGUUAUCGGAAAAGAUUUGCCAAAUAUGUGGGUUCAAAACUACGUCUAGAAGUGUUAUAGAUAGUCAUAGAAAAAAACAUAGGAAUGUCAAGUUUAUGUGUGAUUUGUGCCAGUUUAGUACGUUACACAGUUAUAGUCUAUUGAGGCAUCGCCGUACAGUGCAUUCGGGAAAGUAAUGCUUUUAAAAAUAAACUCAUAAUUUAUUAUAGACGUAGCCAUGGGGCGUUUUGGGGGUACAAACCUCCCCUCCUCCGAAAAGUUAAGAUAUAAUUUUACUAGCUAGAAGGGUUAUGUAGGUUUGUUCGUUUUAGUUUCUUGAAACCCCCCUCGAUACUAAAACCUGGCUACGCCUAUGUAAUUAAUAGUGCACGUUAGACGUUAGAAUUCUUUAAAUUACAGUCCAUUUACCUUAAUAUCUAUGUUUUCACCGUCAUCGAAUGGUACUAUAUUUUAUCUCAUUAGAUAGUGCCAGUGUGAACCUUUCGUUUUUAGUCCAAAAGGUAACUGGCUAAUUUUGUUUUUAUCUAGCUAAUUUUGUUUAAUACAUUUGAAUAUCUAGUUUUUAUGAUCAAAUUAAAUAAAUAUUAUUUUAAAUUGAAAAAAAUGCAAA
Molecule: messenger RNA, 1602 nt
Organism: Spodoptera frugiperda (fall armyworm)
Lineage: Eukaryota; Metazoa; Arthropoda; Insecta; Lepidoptera; Noctuidae
Product: zinc finger protein 62-like
Exons: 4
Coding region: 86-1168 (360 amino acids)
Cellular component (GO): nucleus
Molecular function (GO): protein binding
Source: RefSeq, a predicted model, not a curated record